AUGACCUCUGCUUUUCGUAUGAUGAGCGUUCGCGCUUUAGUCCCUCUUCUGGGGUUCAUACUGUCUCCGAAUGACACAACGACUGUUCCUCCCGACGGCGUGUUUUACGAAGAUGUUACUAGUAUCGGUAAAGAAAAGUUUCAAGAGAGACUAUCGCAGUUAUUCAAUACUUUGUUCCUCGCCGGUAUCGAGCCAUCCGUCAUUGCAGGUACUAUGCCAGUAACAGAAAAAGGACAAUACUUUGCUACAUCAACACAUACCGCAGAGACGAGAAUAACAGAGAAGAUCCUUGUAUGCAACAAGGCGUGGUUUGCAACCAUGCUAGUCAUCUGUCUUAUUGUCUUGGUUAUAUCUCUCUCUGGGGCAGGUCUUCGAGCUAUGACACUGGUACCAGAUGUUUUGGGAACAUUGUCAAUCAUCACGUUGGAUAAUCGUUGCGAGAAGGAUUUGCAGAAGGCAUCGAUGCUUGAUGGCCUUGAGCGCUCCCGUUUACUCAAGAAUGUGAGCAUCAAGCUGGGAAAUGUGAAGCAGGAUAGCCCUUCAGGCCGUAUUGGUUUCACAGCACCAGCGAAUGAUGAGGAUGUAGUUCAACUACAGAAAAAUGGCUUAUACGAUUAG
This is a messenger RNA of Fusarium redolens, 618 nucleotides long. RefSeq lists its product as uncharacterized. The transcript has a single exon. The record is from RefSeq and is a predicted model, not a curated record. Lineage: Eukaryota; Fungi; Ascomycota; Sordariomycetes; Hypocreales; Nectriaceae. The coding region runs from base 1 to 618 and encodes 205 amino acids.